CAUCAUAUCAAAUGUUUUUUGUGGCCUCUGCAAGAAAAAUAAGGAAAGCUUGUGAAUUUACAAGCUUUUCCGCAUUAAUUUAAAACAUUACAAAAUAAAAUAAUUUUUAAAAUUAAAAAGAAUUGGUGUCAGUGAACUUGUCGGUAUUAUACGAAACAAUAACAAACGCGACGUUAACGUGCUCGUCAGAAUUCCUCAAAAUUCUUAUAUUGUAUGUUCGGAUAAAAACAGUUAGAAUAUUAUCAAUCAAUUAUCAAAUUACAAAAUGGAAACCGAAAAUCCAGUGACAACUGAAAAACUUCAAGUAAACAGUGAAAGUUGUAAAAGUAUAAAGAAGGUACAAUUUUCAAACGAAAAUUUUACAGUGGAAAAUAGCAAUUGUGAGAACUUAAAAAAUCUCAGCAUAGAUUACAAUAGUAACCACAACGGCAAUAUGAGUAACGAUACUGCUGAAAGACCAAGUUUUUUGGUUGGCGAUGACAAUGAUGCCACAAACGGUUUUGAUGCUCGAGAAGCAAUUGACGAGUUUCCACCACAAAUUCAAAAUGAAACACGGCCAAAUGGAGAUUUAUUAGAGAGACGUAAACGCUUAAGGCCUAGUAUGUCCCGUGGCACUGGUUUGGGUCAAGACCGUUAUCAAGAUCGAGAUUUUCAUGUAGCAACCACAGAGGAGUUUGUUAAAAAGUUUGGUGGUACACGAGCCAUUAAUCGUAUACUCAUCGCUAAUAAUGGUAUUGCAGCUGUUAAAUGUAUGCGCUCUGUGCGUAGAUGGUCUUAUGAAAUGUUCCAGAAUGAGCGGGCUGUGCUAUUUGUUGUUAUGGUUACACCGGAAGAUCUAAAAGCAAAUGCAGAGUAUAUAAAAAUGGCAGAUCAUUACGUUCCUGUUCCUGGUGGAUCAAAUAACAAUAAUUAUGCAAAUGUUGAACUGAUUGUAGAUAUCGCGUUACGUACUCGUGUGCAGGCUGUGUGGGCUGGUUGGGGUCAUGCGUCAGAAAAUCCAAAACUUCCAGAAUUAUUGCAUAAAGAAGGAUUAGUGUUUUUGGGUCCACCAGAACGUGCUAUGUGGGCGCUAGGUGACAAGGUAGCUUCCUCCAUUGUUGCACAAACUGCAGAUAUCCCCACAUUACCAUGGUCUGGUUCAGGUUUAAAAGCGCAGUAUAGUGGCAAGAAAAUUAAAAUUUCAAGUGAACUUUUUGCGCGUGGUUGUGUAAAUAGCGUUGAACAAGGCUUGGCAGCUGUCAGCAAAAUAGGAUUUCCUGUUAUGAUAAAAGCAUCUGAAGGUGGUGGUGGUAAAGGUAUACGUCGUGUAGAUACAGCUGACGAAUUUCCUGCCCUAUUCCGUCAAGUAUUAGCUGAAGUUCCUGGUUCACCAAUCUUUGUUAUGAAAUUAGCAAGUGGCGCUCGUCAUUUAGAAGUGCAACUGCUAGCAGAUCAGUAUGGGAAUGCAAUUAGUUUAUUUGGUCGUGAUUGUUCUAUACAGCGAAGACAUCAAAAAAUUAUUGAAGAAGCACCUGCCAUUGUAGCACAGCCUGAAGUUUUUGAGGAUAUGGAAAAAGCUGCUGUACGUCUAGCAAAAAUGGUUGGUUACGUAAGCGCUGGUACUGUAGAAUAUUUGUACGAUACAGAAGGACAAUACUUUUUCUUGGAAUUAAAUCCUCGUUUACAAGUAGAGCAUCCAUGUACUGAAAUGGUUGCUGAUGUUAAUCUACCUGCUUGCCAACUUCAAAUCGGUAUGGGUAUUCCGCUGUACCGUCUUAAGGACAUACGUCUGCUGUAUGGUGAAUCUCCAUGGGGAACUUCAAUAAUCGAUUUUGAUGGCCCCACGCAUAAACCAAGACCAUCUGGCCAUGUAAUUGCUGCCCGUAUUACUUCCGAGAAUCCUGAUGAAGGUUUUAAACCCAGUUCUGGUACUGUACAGGAACUUAAUUUUCGCUCCAGUAAAAAUGUGUGGGGUUACUUUAGUGUUGCUGCUUCUGGUGGGUUGCAUGAAUUUGCGGACUCACAGUUUGGACAUUGCUUUUCCUGGGGUGAAAAUCGACAACAAGCACGUGAAAAUCUUGUCAUUGCUCUGAAAGAGCUCUCGAUUCGUGGCGAUUUUCGUACUACCGUUGAAUAUUUGAUCACACUUUUGGAAACAAACAGUUUUCUAGAUAACACAAUUGAUACAGCUUGGUUAGAUGCACUAAUAGCAGAACGAGUGCAGUCAGAAAAACCAGAUAUAUUACUUGGUGUUGUUUGUGGCGCUCUUCAUAUUGCCGAUCGUCAUAUAACUCAGGCGUUUACGAGUUUCCAAACAUCUCUUGAGAAAGGUCAAAUACAAGCGGCUAAUACGUUAACGAAUGUCGUUGAUGUUGAACUUAUUAAU
Teleopsis dalmanni is the source of this 2365-nucleotide messenger RNA. Its product is annotated as acetyl-CoA carboxylase 1-like. The record is from RefSeq and is a predicted model, not a curated record. The annotation marks the transcript as partial. Lineage: Eukaryota; Metazoa; Arthropoda; Insecta; Diptera; Diopsidae. The transcript has 6 exons. Gene Ontology annotation, molecular function: metal ion binding; ATP binding; acetyl-CoA carboxylase activity.